AUGUCUCUACAAGCGCCUAACCAGGAAGUAAAGGCCGCAGUGGUUGUAGGGAUAGACUUUGGGACCACAAACAGUGGGUAUGCUUUCAUGUUUACAAGUGAUCCGACCUCCAUCUUCACAGCAAUGGGAGAAGAGAGGGAACCCACAUGUGUGCUCCUUAACCCAGAUAAGACAUUCAACGCCUUUGGUAAAAAGGCUUUAGAGAAGUAUGCAGAGUUAGAACCAGAGGAACAUCAGUCACACUAUUUUUUCCACCACUUCAAGAUGAAACUGUAUGAGAGUAAGAAACUCACAAGGGAAACGUUCAUCCUUGAUCAGACCGGAAAAGAUAUGAAAGCUGUGGAUGUUUACAGCAUUGUUUUGCAAUACUUCAAUAGAGCAGUUAUGCAACAAGUUGGGCAGGUGAAAAAUGAUCAACCCGUCCAGGGGUUUUCUUCAAAACACAUUCUAUGGAUGCUAUCAAUGCCGGCCAUUUGGACAGAAUAUGCUAGAAAAUUUAUGCGAGAAGCUGCAACAAAUGCCGGACUGGAAAAUUUCACACUGGUGUUGGAACCGGAGGCUGGUGCUUUGUUUGCCAUUGACAAACCACUUUACAUGAGAGAGGUCAAGUCUGCAGAGAAGUUUCCAGUUGGACACAAGUACAUCUUGGCUGACCUUGGUGGAGGAACAGUUGACAUUUGUGUUCAUGAAAUUGUUAAAGGUAGAAAUCUCUGCGAACUCUACAGAGCAACGGGAGACUAUGCUGGGGGCUCCAGAGUCAAUCAUGAAUUUGAACAGUUCUUUGUGAGAUUGUUUGGGGCUCCAGCACUUGAAAAUUUUAGAAGGAAUUGUACACAUUCGUAUCAGGAAUUUAUCCAGAAUAUAGAAAGAAAAAAAUGCACGUUUACACAAAACACAGAAAAAGUUACUUUAAUACUGGAUUCUGACUAUGUGGCAUUAGUGGAAAAUGAUAAUGGCGAAACAAUAGAGGACAUGAUAUCAGGCUCAAGGUAUAGAGAUCGUGUUCACUACAAGAAAGCAGGACGCCGUCUUAUUGAAAAAAAAUGA
Mya arenaria is the source of this 1047-nucleotide messenger RNA. RefSeq names its product heat shock 70 kDa protein 12A-like. The coding region runs from base 1 to 1047 and encodes 348 amino acids. The transcript has a single exon. Gene Ontology annotation, molecular function: ATP binding; ATP-dependent protein folding chaperone. The record is from RefSeq and is a predicted model, not a curated record. Lineage: Eukaryota; Metazoa; Mollusca; Bivalvia; Myida; Myidae.